UCGAAACGACACUAGUGAAAAGUAAGAAAAAAAGGAAAACUUUAAAGUAAAAUGAAAUGCAAAUAGUUUAACACUUUUACCUAAGCGUGUGUGUGAAAAUAAUAAAAAAAUAUAAUAUUUAAUAUAAUAUACAAAACACUCACGUUCACGCUCAAACACGCACGCAUACACGCACACACACACAUAGACAGCAAGUCGGACAAUUCCUUUGAUUUGCAAUCCCCUCGCAGCUGCAACGCAAAUUCCAAAGAGGAGCGGGGCCAGAGAAGAGCCCACGGAAAAGUUUCGCAUCCUGGGCACUCGGACAGGAAACCACAAUAAUUGCCAAGAUGCCUUGGUCCUCAAGGGAUUGAUAACAAGAUUAAACGAUUAAAUUAAGGCCACGCCCCAGUGAGGAUUGACGGGGCGCGCAAAGAAGAGGUGUUGUGUGGUGAGGUGAAGAGGAAAGAAGAGGAGAGGAAGGGAGGAAGUCUCUAGUGAGCGCUGCUGGAUAGCAUGUUUAGUCCAUUCAAAAAGAUAUUCACGUAUAUACAAAAAAAUGCCAGCAGCUCGAAUAUGUUUGGCCAAACAUCAAUAGCAACCACAACAAGCACAGCACCAGCGACCAGUAGAUUAAAUGCCGACGAGGAAGGCGGGAGACUGGAGGAGCAACUACAGCAAGAGCCACAAAUCGAAGACGAAGAAGAAGAGGAAGAUGAUAUUGAGAGACAAAUCAAGACAUCGAUAAUCGAUGCAAGUAAAGUGAAAUCAUUGCCCAUACAAUUAGAUGAUGAAUUGGCUGAUUUUGCUCAUGAUCCUGUCGAGCAACAACAACAACAGCAGCAACUGCACCUUGAGGAUGAUCAAUUGGAAGAGGAAUUCCUGGAGCUCGAUGAUUUUCCCAACAAUGAGAUUAUUGUCAUCGAUACGGAUCUCAAUUCAUCUCUAGCUUCGGAUAAUGUAUCCGAAGAUCCUUUGGCCAUUGAUACCAUAUUGGAUUCAUCAUCGGUGACCACCAAUGAUGAAGUGGACACAAGUAGUGAUAUAUUAUGGUUAAAAAUAAAUCAUCAGGAAACAACAACAAAUGCGGCAAAUGCCCAUCAAACGGAGACAAGUAGACAAACAGAUGAGCUGAGGGGAAAUACGGGGGAACCUCCAAAGCCGACCAAGACCAAAGAGGAGGAGCUACGAAGCAGCGAUGGUGGCUCAGAUUCAGGCUUGGGCAGUGAAACUUCUAUUAUUAAAGAGACGACAACGACGACGACGACGACCUCAUCAUCCACCAAUAGCCCAAUAAAGCCUAUACGAUCCAAUCUAAAACGACGUCUAGAGGUUGAAGAUGGCAUCGAUUUGGCUAUACCAGAUAUAGCCAGUGGCAGCUCAUCCACACAAGCUACACCUCAAGCUCAAAAGCGUCCCAAACGUUGCAUCAAUUUCGAUAAUGUCAAAGUCUAUUACUUUCCACGUCAGCAGGGUUUCAGUUGUGUGCCCACUGCCGGGGGCUGCACCCUCGGAAUGGGUGCCAGGCAUAUUGCCUUCAAGACAAUGACAUUGGCGGAACAUGCAGCCGAGCUAAGACGAGCACAUCGUAAUCAAAAUCAAGACCUGCAAACUCGAGGCUCCAGCACAGAUGAUAGCGAAGAAUCCGAGGAGGAUUAUCUAAGCGAGAGUAGCAGCUCAGAUCCGGAUGAUGGUUCCAAUGGCUUCCUGCAACCGGUGACCCCCAAGCAAAGGCGAGCCCUGCUCAAGGCGGCGGGAGUACGAAAAAUCGAUGCUAGCGAGAAAAGUGAUUGUCGUGAUAUUCGAAAUUCACGUGAGGUUUGCGGCUGUUCGUGUCGAGAAUUCUGCGAUCCCGAGACCUGUGCCUGCAGCCAGGCGGGCAUCAAAUGUCAAGUGGAUCGUGCCAUGUUCCCAUGUGGUUGUUCGCGAGAGGCUUGUGGCAAUACUGUCGGUCGUGUUGAGUUCAAUCCGACGCGAGUGCGUACCCAUUAUAUACACACAGUGAUGCGUUUGGACUUGGAGCAACGGCAAGGGGUCCAGCAACAGCAGCUGCAGCAACAAUCCAACAGCUAUACAAAUGGUGGUGCUAGUGGAGCAACGCAAUCUGCCGCAACUUCGCCUCAUUGUUAUUUCAUGCAGACGCAAUCGAAUUAUAGUUCAGGUUAUGCCUCGCCAGCUUAUACGCCGGAUAGCAGUGUUAGCUACUAUCAGCAACAACAACAACAGCAGCAGCAGCAACAAAUUGUUGCUGUCAACUUGCCUGGAAAUUCAGCUAUCCAACAACAGACUCAAUACUCUGGUUACACUCAAUUGGAUAGUCUCGAUUCCGAUUUGUUUGGCAGUAAUAGCAAUGGUACUCCCGCCUAUGGAGAACUCUAUCAAUCACUGAGCUAUGGCAAUGCUCAGAUUACUUCCUACCAAACUGUCUCCUAUCAGCAUACAUCAUCACCCGCCGUCGCCGCUGCCACAGCUGGAGCUGUUGCAGUCAACUCUCCUGCUGGCACGCCCAGUGCUUUUAGAUCUUGUUCCGUGCCGUCGGCUCCACCGUUUGGUAAUGCCACCACAACAGCCUCAUCCACCAAUUCCCAAUAUCAGACCACCGCCUCAAUGACAGCUGCGUCAACAACAACCAAUGGCAAUGGUUGCUCACCUCGUCUUGGUGGCAAUUCUGUGGCCUCCGUAGCAGCAGCGGCAGCAUCCGCAUCCUCGCCAGCCGAAUUCAUAAGCCUCAAUUCACCCAUUGCAAGUUCGUCGCGUCUGUCGCAAAUAAAUGAUUUACUGCAGCAUAAUCGUAAUACAACAGCUGCCCUGGUGGCCGUCUCAGAGGGUUAUGGUGGAGUUAGAAUAAGCUCGAUAUCAUCAUCAUCAUCAUCAUCGGCGGCAGCCACCAAUAUUGAUUCCAUUGAAACGCCACCCAUUGUUGAGGAUGCACAACAUCGAAGUUGUAUGACCUUUGAAGAGCUGCCGCCACCUUUGAUCAAUCCCACGCCCAUAGUGACUGUGGUAGAGACAAAAUUGCCAGAAAUAUCAGCAGUAUCCUCCCUAUCAGCAAACAUACAAGGACCACAACCACGUCAGCCGCUGGAUGUGCAAUCUCUGACAGAAACCACUUAGAGAUUGGGUACAGAGAAUAAAUCGUGGAAUAGUUUUUUAUAGCAAUUUUACACAGCAGAAGACUUAAUUAUGUUUAAGGCGGCGGACGUUAACGUUAGAAUGGAUAGAAUUGGUAAUCAAAAUGUAUUGAAAAGUGAAAGAGGCGUGGUGAGCCAUCAAAUCAACUUUGGAGACCUUUUCAAUCGAGAGAGAGAGCGUGGGCUGGAAAUUCUUCAUCCUUCCCUCCUCGCCUUGUGUAUAAAUCAUUUUUAAUUGUUAAACUCGUAAUUAGACAUUAAGUGCAAAUUAUAAUUAGGUAAAAUACUUUGUUGCUUAAGUUUCGUUUAACUUUUUCCUAAAAACAAAAAACAAAAACAUAAACAAAAAGCAGUUAUUGAAUUAUGAUAAAUCUUCCAACCAAA
Molecule: messenger RNA, 3494 nt
Organism: Drosophila willistoni
Lineage: Eukaryota; Metazoa; Arthropoda; Insecta; Diptera; Drosophilidae
Gene: Axud1
Exons: 3
Coding region: 496-3093 (865 amino acids)
Biological process (GO): regulation of transcription by RNA polymerase II
Cellular component (GO): nucleus
Molecular function (GO): DNA-binding transcription factor activity, RNA polymerase II-specific; sequence-specific DNA binding
Source: RefSeq, a predicted model, not a curated record